Messenger RNA from Manduca sexta (tobacco hornworm), 2510 nucleotides. Its product is annotated as podocalyxin-like. The coding region runs from base 164 to 1414 and encodes 416 amino acids. The record is from RefSeq and is a predicted model, not a curated record. NCBI's taxonomy places the organism in Eukaryota, Metazoa, Arthropoda, Insecta, Lepidoptera, Sphingidae. The transcript has 5 exons.
UCAAAUGUAACAAUCAUGUGAUGUUUAUUUGCAGAUAAAAUACAAAUUAAAGUAUUCAUGGGCUUAUGUAGAACGAACAAGAAUAUCUACGGAAAUAGACGCCGCAUGCCGGACCGUAGGGUAUCACAAAAGUGAGGAACUAGCCGAUACCAGAUCGCCAAUUAUGCUGCUGCUUAAUGAAACUUCCGAAACAACAGCUUUUAGUGGAAAAAUAACAGAAAAGAUGUCAAACGACACUUCCGCAACACCAGCUACUAGUGAAAACACAACAGCAGCGAUGUUAACCCAUACUACUGAAACAUCAGCUAUUAGUACAACGAGAACUAAAAUGAUGUCAAACGACACUUCCGGAACAUCAGUUAUUAGUGGAAAGUCAACAGAAAAGAUGUCAAACGACACUUCCGUAACACCAGCUACCAGUGAAAAUACAACAGCGGCAAUGUUAAACGACACUUCUGAAACACCGGCUUUUAGUACAGAGACAACUAAAAAAGUAUCCAACGUCACUUCCGCAAGACUGGCUAUUAGUGGAGAGCCAACAGAAAAGAUGUCAAACGACACUUCCGUAACACCAGCUACCAGUGAAAAUACAACAGCGGCAAUGUUAAACGACACUUCUGAAACACCGGCUUUUAGUACAGAGACAACUAAAAAAGUAUCCAACGUCACUUCCGCAAGACUGGCUAUUAGUGGAGAGCCAACAGAAAAGAUGUCAAACGACACUUCCGUAACACCAGCUACCAGUGAAAAUACAACAGCGGCAAUGUUAAACGACACUUCUGAAACACCGGCUUUUAGUACAGAGACAACUAAAAAAGUAUCCAACGUCACUUCCGCAAGACUGGCUAUUAGUGGAGAGCCAACAGAAAAGAUGUCAAACGACACUUCCGUAACACCAGCUACCAGUGAAAAUACAACAGCGGCAAUGUUAAACGACACUUCUGAAACACCGGCUUUUAGUACAGAGACAACUAAAAAAGUAUCCAACGUCACUUCCGCAAGACUGGCUAUUAGUGGAGAGCCAACAGAAAAGAUGUCAAACGACACUUCCGUAACACCAGCUACCAGUGAAAAUACAACAGCGGCAAUGUUAAACGACACUUCUGAAACACCGGCUAUUAGUACAACGAUAACUGAAAAGAUGGCAAACGAAACUUCCAUAACAACUACUAGAAAGCCAACUAAAGAGAAGGCAUCAACAGAGAGUUUGGGCACGUCAGACAAAUUGGAACCUGAAGAACAUUCUGAAGCGGGUUCAUCUAAUACUGGAAUGAUUUUAAUAAUUCUCUUCUCGUCCCUUGGAGCCGGUAUUGUGUUGGCAAUGUUGACCAAAUUGUUUUACACGAAAUACAAGGCAAAAUCAUACGCUGUCGACAACAGGCGCAACAUCGAGAUGCAAAAUAAUGGAGCGUAACACUAAUUUGUUGAUUUGAUGUAUAUUGUAAUAAUAUAAAACAGUUUUUUUUGUUUAUGUUCAUCUAUAUGUGCCCAAAAACUUUCAUUUUUUUUAAGUUUCCAAGGCUAAUGAUAAAUGAGGAUAUAAAUUAUAAUAGGUUAAUGACUAUAAAAAAAAGUUUACGUUAAGUUUUGGUUGCCACGUUUGUAAUUAUUUUCGUAAGAAGGGUACCUUGCCCAAUAAAACUACCAUCAUCUUUCCGUUGUUCAUGACCCAUUUUCAUUCAGAAAUAAUAUAACAACAGACUAUGUCACUAGUCUUAGCAAAUCAAAAUAUUAACUAGUAAUUUUCACUAAUAAACAGCAAAAAAAAUCCACGCGAUGGAUUUUACAAAAUAUCGAGCAGCAGAAACGCUCACGGGUCGAGCUCUGUCGAUACAAUGGUCCCGAUGAGUUCUUAUCGCAUAUCUUUCGUUUGUUAGCCUGACAAGGGUCCGCUUAUACAAACACACCGGACUAUCAGAUGAGCGCUCUGGGCGCUCGCAACCCUUUAAAUUAUCUGACCAUGCUGAGGGCAACCUAUUAACGGGUUACGAACCUACGACUGGAUAAUCAAUGGGAGUGGGUGGAGCCAUUAGUGAUUAAGGGAAGAUAUUGGGACUAUCGACCAAUUACUGUAAUCUGGGCUGGAAACUAUUAGAAGAAUCAGGAAGACGAGGGGCGCGGUGAAAUCCUUGACGGUGAGGACGGAACUGCGGUCUUGUGCAGUAUAACAAUAUCAAGAACUCGUUCUUACAACGAAUAGCCUUAGAGAUAUCGUCUUUAAGGUCGGUUAAAGCUUAAUGUGGCCAUCUUCAUUUAGCGCGGUCGAAUAGAAGGUCCCAAUCAAGCAAUCCGAGAACUUUGAUAAGUUAUAUGUCUAGAUCGAGUGGCGCGCUUCAAUGACACUAAAACAAAUAGGCCAACUCUUAUAAGCUAGUGUGCGUGACUGCUGCGUCUUAAGCAAUCCCUGCGUAAGUGUGUGUGCAUAAUGAUAUAGGUUGUUGCUUUGUUCCCUCUAAAAUGCGAAGAAAAUUGUGUUCAUUGAAUUAAAUAAAUAAUUGACUUGAAACAAA